Messenger RNA from Cucumis melo (muskmelon), 1968 nucleotides. RefSeq names its product TOM1-like protein 3. The transcript is spliced from 11 exons. Gene Ontology annotation, biological process: protein transport to vacuole involved in ubiquitin-dependent protein catabolic process via the multivesicular body sorting pathway. Gene Ontology annotation, molecular function: phosphatidylinositol binding; ubiquitin binding. Bases 286 to 1752 code for a protein of 488 amino acids. Lineage: Eukaryota; Viridiplantae; Streptophyta; Magnoliopsida; Cucurbitales; Cucurbitaceae. The record is from RefSeq and is a predicted model, not a curated record.
AUAUAAAAUGCAAGAAACACCGAAAAAUUCAUUUCCCCCCGCCCCAAGUUCAACAUCUCUGCUUCCGUUUUUUCUUCUCCAUAUAAAACCCAUCACUAUCCAUUCCUUGGUUCUCAAUCUGUUCUCCGAUUUUGACCGGUUGCGAAUUUGUAUUCAUCGAUCCGAAUUGAGGCACAACAAAGUUUCGAAUCUCCAUUUGAUUCAGCGAGGUGGCGAUUUUUGCUCUAGCUUGGAGACCUGCGGGAAGUUGACGUGACAAGAGGAGUCAGCUGAGGUAUUAGAAGAAUGGCCAGUAAUGCAGCAGCCUGCGCAGAGAGGGCAACCAAUGAUAUGCUGAUUGGUCCAGACUGGGCCAUAAACAUUGAGCUGUGUGAUAUUAUUAACAUGGAUCCUGGGCAAGCAAAGGAGGCAUUGAAGAUACUCAAGAAGCGGUUAACAAACAAAAACCCCAAGAUUCAGAUUUUGGCUCUUGUUGUUUUGGAGACUCUUAGCAAAAAUUGUGGUGAGAACGUGUUUCAGCAGAUUGUUGAGCGUGACAUCCUGCAUGACAUGGUUAAAAUAGUGAAGAAGAAGCCAGACUUGAGUGUGAGGGAGAAAAUACUAGUUCUGAUAGAUACAUGGCAAGAAGCAUUUGGAGGACCAAGGGGAAGGUAUCCCCAGUGCUAUGCUGCUUAUAAUGAAUUAAAGAAUGCUGGAGUUGAAUUUCCUCCGCGAGAAGAGAAUAGUGUUCCAUUUUUUACUCCACCUCAGACUCAGCCCAUUGUUAAUCAACCUGCUGCAAUUUAUGAGGAUGCUGCUAUUCAUGCCUCUCUUGAAUCUGAUGCUUCGGGCCUGAGCUUGCCAGAGAUACGAAAUGCACAUGGACUUGCAGAUGUUCUCUUGGAGAUGCUUGGUGCAUUAGACCCUAAGAAACCAGAGGGCGUGAAGCAAGAAGUGAUUGUUGACCUGGUUGACCAGUGCCAAUCCUAUCAAAAGCGCGUCAUGCUGCUUAUAAAUAGUACAGGAGAUGAGGAACUUUUAUGUCAGGGAUUGGCUUUGAAUGAUGUUCUGCAGCGAGUUCUUAAACAGCAUGAUGAUAUAGCGAACGGAACUGCUACUAGGGAAGCAACAGGAGCGGCACCAUCCACUCUUCCAACUAUAAAUGUUAGUCAUGAAGACGACGAGUCAGAAGAUGAUUUUGCUCAGUUAGCAAGGAGACCGUCUAGCCAAGGACCGAGUAAAAAACCAGCAAAUGGUAAUACUGAAGCAACACGUGUCGGCCCUCUUCUACCUCCUCCACCCUCAUCAAAGAAGCCUGUUGUUGCAGGUAGCAGCAUGGUAGAUUACCUCAGUGGUGAUGCCUACAAAUCAGAAGAAGCUUUGGAAACCUCCCGUCCACCUUUUACAGUUCCAACUUCAACUCCGCCAUCUUCCUCUCCCCUUUCCACUGGAAAACCUGUGUAUGAUGAACCAACUCCCACAAGCAGGUCUGCUGAUCCGCUGCCUCCAGCACCAUGGGACUCACAGUCCCAAAGCUCCUCUUUUCUUCCACCCCCGCCAUCGAAAUAUGACCAGAGACAGCAAUUUUUUGACCAACAAGAUGGUCGUGGGUCAGGUUCGUCGUAUGAUAGCUUAGUUGGACAUACCCAGAAUCUCUCUCUCAGUCCAACACCAACCAAACAGGAAAAACAAGAAGACGUGCUAUUUAAAGAUCUGGUUGACUUUGCCAAAGCUCGAUCCUCUGGUUCGUCAAAGCCGAACCGUUCUUUGUGAACAUUCAAGUAAAUAUGAAAUCAUAUGGUGUUGGUACAGAUUAUAAAGUUGUUUUAGCCCAUCAGUUUGGAGAAUUUAUCAAUUACCAAAUUAUAAUUUGGAAUAGGAAGCCAGUUUUUGGGUUGUGUAUGUAUGCGGUUUCUUGGUUGAUGAAUCCAGCAGUUUGUUGCAUAUGUUUGGCUAUUAUAUAUAUAUAUAUACACAUAUUUUCUUUUA